Hymenoscyphus albidus is the source of this 1744-nucleotide messenger RNA. NCBI's taxonomy places the organism in Eukaryota, Fungi, Ascomycota, Leotiomycetes, Helotiales, Helotiaceae. The record is from the annotation of a GenBank genome assembly.
GCUAGGCAAGUUGAGUUCUCAUAUGUAUGUGUCUCUCAACCCCCCUCCACCCCCUAAAUAAUUAUUGCGACUAGGGAAAUUUCAGUAAGUAAUAGUGAGUUUGAGAUUGAGCAGCUCGCUUCCUCGGUUAAUCGCGGCCCCGCUUCAAAUGACAAACCUUGUGUUCCUCCACCCCGUCAUCCCUUCCAUCCUUGAACAAACGACACAACCACCUUAUGAAUAGCUUCCAAUCUUCAUAUUGUCGAGGCUCAAAGAUCAAUAAACUAGUCUUAUGCUAAAGCCUCACAUUAAUCCUUUGUCGUGCCUCCAUAAAAAGCGACCCCGCUUCUCAUUUGCGCUACACUUCCAUAUCAAAACCCGAGCUCUCUCAACCAAAAUGGCACCUCCAAAGUCCUGGCUACCCAUUCCUGAGGACAGUGACUUUUCACUGGCCAACAUUCCGUUUGGCGUGAUAAUCAGCAAAAAUUCACAAAACUUCAAAAGACCGGCGAUUCCUAUUGGAGAUCAUGUUCUUGAUCUCAAAGCAUUCACCGAAGGAAAUGGAUUCUCGGCAUUAGCUUCUUUUCCUUCAGGCCAAUUUUCAGUAUUCUCACAGCCAACGCUCAGUGCAUUCGCGGCUUUGGGCCAAGAGACUCACAAUUUAGUACGAGAGUAUAUUCAAGAUGUGUUCUCCGAGACGACUUCUCAUCCCGAGGUUUUGAAAGACAAUCCUGCAUUACAGAAAGAAGCCUUAUUACCAAAACACGAGACAAAGCCUCAGAUACCGAUGCAGAUUGGAGAUUACACUGAUUUCUAUGCUGGGUAUAAUCAUGCUUUCAAUGCUGGGUAUGUCAGCUUUUUUUCGCACCCUAAUGUUCUUUCGAGUGUAAUGAGGCCAUCCAACUAACGGACAAACAGUGCACUUUUCCGUGGACCUGAAAAUGCUCUUCAACCAAACUAUCUCCAUAUUCCAGUAGGCUACCAUGGUCGUGCAUCAUCAAUUGUCGUAUCAGGGACACCCAUAAUUCGACCCAGUGGACAAAUUCUCCACGACCCAGCGGCAACUCCAAAAGCCCCAAUCUUCUCUCCCUGUAGAAGACUUGACUUUGAAGUCGAACUAGGCUGUUUCCUCUGUGAAUCUAAUUCUAUGGGUACAUCACUCCCAAUCAACUCCUCUGCGGAGAAAGCAAUUUUUGGCUACGUUCUAUUGAACGAUUGGUCCGCGAGAGAUAUUCAAGCCUGGGAAUAUGUACCACUUGGUCCAUUCAACGGAAAGAACUUUGGCUCUACUAUUAGUCCUUGGAUUGUCCUUCCGUCUGCUUUGGAACCAUUUCGGGCUUCCAAAUUGGAGAAUACGACGGAACUCCUUCCGUACCUUCAGGAAUCGAGGGAGGAUACCGUUUAUGACAUUUCACUCUCUGUUGAUUUGACAACUCCCGAGCAAGACACGACGACUAUCUCAACUGUAUCAUCAUCAAAUCUCAUAUGGUCAUUCCCCCAAAUGAUAGCUCACCAUUCAGCCGGUGGCUGCCCCAUGAAUGUUGGGGAUUUCUUAGGAAGUGGCACCAUCAGUGGGAAGAGCGACAAGGAACUCGGCAGUCUUUUGGAGAUGACUGAAGGUGGGAAGAGAGAGAUCAUGUUAGCAGGAAUGGAUGUGAGGAAGUUUUUGAAGGAUGGUGAUACUAUUACUCUUCGAGGGAAAUGUGGAGAAGGUGUGGGCUUUGGGGAAUGUACAGGGAAGAUCUUUGGUGCUGUUCAAUCUUGA